AUGGCUAUGGCCAAUCUUCAGGAAGUUAAUCCAGGUAAUGCAAGUCUUGUUUCACAGAUCCAUGUUCAAGUCGACAAACGGAAGGAAAAACAUGGAAAGGAUUUGUCAGAGCAACUGAAUAUGAAAGGAGUUUUUUUACACGUACUAAGUGACGCAAUUGGUUCAGUUAUUGUCAUCAUUACGGCUCUUGCGUCUUGGUUAUUACCUGGACAGAAAGUUCUUAAACUUUAUUUGGAUCCGAUUUUAAGUCUCAUUAUGAUUGAGGGAGUAGAGGCGAUACAUGAAUUUCAUGUUUGGCGAUUGGUGGGUGAGAGAAUUAUUGCUACGGUGCAUAUCAAAUUUUCUGAUCUAAGAGCAUAUUUGGCUGCUGCUGAUAAAAUACGUACAUUAUUUCACAAUAAUUGCAUCCACAGUACUACUAUACAACCGGAAUUUUCAGAAAUGGCGAAUGCUCUAGGAAAUAAUGGAACACAUUGUGCAUUGGCAUGUCCACCCGAAAAUUGCAGAAGAAAUAAUGUAACUUGCUGUAAGAAUAUAACGGAAAGCAGUUCAUCUUCUAAUUUGGAUUCGGUAGCAUGUUUGUAA
Thelazia callipaeda (thelaziosis nematode) is the source of this 585-nucleotide messenger RNA. NCBI's taxonomy places the organism in Eukaryota, Metazoa, Nematoda, Chromadorea, Rhabditida, Thelaziidae. The record is from the annotation of a GenBank genome assembly.